Messenger RNA from Colletotrichum orchidophilum, 1602 nucleotides. Its product is annotated as glycolipid anchored surface protein. The record is from RefSeq and is a predicted model, not a curated record. Gene Ontology annotation, cellular component: fungal-type cell wall; cytoplasm. Gene Ontology annotation, molecular function: 1,3-beta-glucanosyltransferase activity. Lineage: Eukaryota; Fungi; Ascomycota; Sordariomycetes; Glomerellales; Glomerellaceae. The transcript has 2 exons. Gene Ontology annotation, biological process: fungal-type cell wall (1->3)-beta-D-glucan biosynthetic process. Bases 1 to 1602 code for a protein of 533 amino acids.
AUGGGCAAAGUCGCCGCCGCCGUUUCCGCGGCUCUGCUGCUCGCCAGCAACGCCGCUGCACUCGACCCCAUCGGCUCCAAGUUCUUCUACGAGAACGGUACCCAGUUCUUCAUGAAGGGCAUUGCCUACCAGCAGGACACCGCCGCCGCCGGUGGUGAGUCCAAGACUGGCGAAUACAGUGACCCCCUUGCAGACGAGACCGCCUGCAAGCGUGACAUUCCCAUCAUGGUCAAGGCCGGCACCAACAUCAUCCGCACCUACGCCAUCGACCCCAAGAACGACCACGACGCCUGCAUGAAGCUCCUCAACGAUGCCGGUAUCUAUGUCAUCUCUGACUUGGGUGAGCCCAAGCUGUCCAUCAACCGUGACGACGCCCAGUGGAACACGGAGCUUUUGGACCGCUACACCGCCGUCAUCGACUCUCUCGCCAAGUACGACAACACCGUCGGUUUCUUCGCCGGUAACGAGGUCUCCAACAACAAGUCAAACACCGAGGCCUCAGCCUUCGUCAAGGCUGCCGUUCGUGACUCCAAGAAGCACAUCAAGGACAAGGGUUACCGCUGGAUGGGUGUUGGCUACGCCGCCAAUGACGACGCCGACAUCCGCGACAACUCGGCCCACUACUUCAACUGUGGUGACCAGGAAUCCGCCAUCGACUUCUGGGGUUACAACAUCUACUCGUGGUGCGGUAAGAACACCCUCGCUGGUGCCGGUUACACCACCCAGAUCGACUUCUUCCAAAACUUCUCUGUCCCCGUCUUCUUCGCCGAGUAUGGCUGCAACAUCCCCAACGGUGCCAAUGGCCGUAUCUUCGAGGAGACCACUGCUCUGUACGAGAAGGAGAUGACCGACGUCUUCUCUGGCGGCAUUGUCUACAUGUACUUCGAGGAGGCCAACGACUACGGUCUCGUCCAGGUCACCAACGGCCAGGCUACCACCAUGAAGAACUACGACCAGCUUGCUACCCGUGUCCUUGCCGCCAAACCCGCUGCUGUUCAGAUGAGCUCUUACCAGCCCACUAACAAGCCCGCCGAGUGCCCCGCUACCUCCUCCACCUGGGAGGUCCACGGCGAGGCCCUUCCCCCCACCCCCGACAGCUCCCUCUGCGAUUGCAUGGUGAAGUCUCUUUCUUGCACCCCCAAGGAUGGCCUUAAGGCUUCCGCCAUUGGCGAGGUCUUCGGCUACAUCUGCGGUGCUUCCCCCGAAUCCUGCCGUGGCAUCAACACCAACACCACCACUGGUGUCUACGGCGCCUACUCCAUGUGCACUGCCGAGCAGAAGCUCGCCUUCGUUAUGGACACCUAUUACAAGGCUCAGAAGUCCGCCAGCACUGCUUGCGACUACGAUGGCCAGGGCCAGAUCGUCAGCCCCGCCUCUACCGAUAAGUCUUGCAGCGCUGCCCUCGCCUCCGCCUCCGCCGCCAACAGCGCUGCUGCCACCGCAACCGCCCCCGUCUCCUCCACUGGCAACCCCAGCUCCAGCGCUUCUGGCAACGCUGCUGCUGGCAGCCCCUACCAGCCCAUGUUCAACUUCGGCGGUUUUGCCAUUGGUGCCUACAUUGUUGCCGCUGGUGCCGUCGGUGCUGCCAUGGUUGCUCUGUAA